Molecule: messenger RNA, 1179 nt
Organism: Girardinichthys multiradiatus
Lineage: Eukaryota; Metazoa; Chordata; Actinopteri; Cyprinodontiformes; Goodeidae
Gene: plgrkt
Product: plasminogen receptor, C-terminal lysine transmembrane protein
Exons: 6
Coding region: 167-616 (149 amino acids)
Biological process (GO): positive regulation of plasminogen activation
Cellular component (GO): plasma membrane
Source: RefSeq, a predicted model, not a curated record
UCCGGUAUUAGCACUGCAGCUCACGUAGCUUUUAUUUUGAUAAAUAAAUGUUUCUGUCUUUUUAAUCUAUUUCCUCUAAAGUUUCGCCUCAAGGUAUUUUAGUUCCUUAACAGUACACUCUGCAGGCUAAGCAGUUAUAAUCCAAAUAAUAAACAAAGGAUCCAACAUGGGCAUCCUCAUGUCUAAAUCCAUGGAUGCAAACUUACAAAAGCAGCAGGAGUUCAUGCUUCAUAAUUCACGGCUGCAGAUGGAGCGUCAGAUCCUGAUGCAGAACCAGAUGAGAGAGAGACAGAUGGCCAUGCAGAUCGCCUGGUCCAGAGAGUUUCUCAAAUACUUCGGCUCCUUCUUUGCAGUGGCCACAUUGGGACUAACAGCAGGAGCCAUUAAAAGCAGAAAAGUUGGCAUGAUGGCUCCGAUUGUUCCUCUCAGCAUCAUACUUGCCUAUCAGAUGGACAACGCCUAUGGGACGCUCAUCUAUCGGAUGAGAGGCGAGGCCGAGAAUAUCAUGGCGUCUGAGCACGACCGUUUGGACCUGCCUCUGGGAAUGCCAACAUUUGAGAGCAUAGAGAAGGCCCGGCGUGCCAAAAGCGCCCUCAUCUCCCUUUUGGAGAAGUGAUGCAUUGGUUGUGACACGAGUCAAGAUCCAAACCGUCCAACCGGUGCGUUCACCUGUGCUAUUUUUGUUUCAUCAUAGAGAACAGCUGUCAGGUCUGAUCGGACUUCUUUAAAAGUCUUGGAGGCCGCGGUUUGCACCAAGUCCACAUCACGGACCUUUAAAUAAAUCUGUAGCCGUUUUGAUUUGUAUUGUUGAAAGCUGAUUGGUGGAGGCAGAAUACUAAUUCAGAUGAGUUAAUUAUGUGUACAUUUACUGUGCUGUAAUGGGAUAAAAUAUAAUUGAUAAUAAUAAGCAAACGUUCAAUAGCAGACAAAUUGCUCCUGGCAAAGUCUGUAGUUAAUGAUUCAGGCCACUAGGGGACAGAAAAACUGAAUAACUGUCAAUUAUUGAUGGAUACAACAUCUCAUCUGUUCAGUAAUUCUUCUGUUUGAUAACUCAGAGGGUCUUUGAUAGUGGACCAUCAUACCAAAGCUUUUUAUUCAUACAUUUUAUUUGCUAUUUAAACCAGUUGCAUUUGACAUUGAAAGUAAUUGUAAAGGUAAUAAAAGAAAUCUUGCAAUAAA